This is a messenger RNA of Coccomyxa subellipsoidea C-169, 3198 nucleotides long. Its product is annotated as PREP protein. Gene Ontology annotation, biological process: proteolysis. The record is from RefSeq and is a predicted model, not a curated record. The transcript is spliced from 18 exons. NCBI's taxonomy places the organism in Eukaryota, Viridiplantae, Chlorophyta, Trebouxiophyceae, Coccomyxaceae. Gene Ontology annotation, molecular function: serine-type endopeptidase activity; oligopeptidase activity. Gene Ontology annotation, cellular component: cytosol. Bases 350 to 2755 code for a protein of 801 amino acids.
GCUCUUCGGGGUAAAAUUAAAGAUAGGUAGACUCGUUUCGGGGUCACCAGGCUUGUCUAGAUCGGAGGGGACGCACAGAAGCAGCACUCCUUGUGCAGGGGGCUUUGACUAAAGCGUGUCUAACGGUCUUUAAUUUAUUGUCUCAGAGACGACAUAAUAGAUGAGCCUCACUAUCAACUCUUGAUUGAUUUUCGUGGCAUUGCUGGUGCCACUUUGCUGGAAGCGCUGGGAUCGAAUAUUGACACAGUCGACCUGUUUGCCAUCACGCCGGGGUGUUGGAAAGCGCGAGGCAUUGAGCUGGGAACAGCCUAAGGCUUACUCGGAUCUUACAAUCAUUAUUAGGAAUUGAAUGGCAAGGGCCCGCCAUCAAAUGGCCGUUUGGGCCGGGGCGUCUCUUCUCGCACUGUGCUGCUUCUGCUUCUGCCCCGGCACAGCGGGACAGGAUAACGCGCUGCCUCAAGGCUCUGUGCAGAGUGGCCUGGUAGUGGUGCCGUCCCAGUACCCUCCAGUGUACAGGGAGGAGAAUGAGACCGCUGACUUCUUUGGCACUAUUGUUUCUGAUCCCUACAGAUGGCUCGAGAACACAGACUCAAAUGAAACCAUCGCAUUCAUGGCAGCGCAGAACCAGCUGACAGAGAGUGUUCUGGAGGAGUGCGACACGCGCUCCAAGUUCAAAGAUAUGAUGACGGAGAUGUAUGACUUCCCAAAAAUCAGCUGCCCCUUUCAGCGUGGCCAGCCGGGGGAAGUCCUCAGGUGGUACUACAGCAGCAACACAGGGCUGCAAUCGCAGAGCGUCAUCUACACUCAGAAGACGCCGGACUCAGAGGCCACAGUGCUCCUGGACCCCAACAAUCUCAGCCCGGAUGGCACUGUGGCCCUCAACGAUUUUGCCUUCAGCUGGGACGGCAGCCUGGUCGCUUACAGCAUAGCCAGCGGUGGAUCUGACUGGGAGACAAUCCAUGUGCUCCAGAUCAACAAUGACACGGGCGCAGCCACUGUACUGAAUGACACUCUGAACAAUGUGAAGUUCAGCAGCACAGCUUGGUCGCCGGACAGCAAGGGCUUCUUCUACAACCAGUACCCGGCGCCCAACAUCACAAACUUUGACGCCCGGGGCACCAACACCGGCGCAAACAAGGACCAGCAGCUGUGGUACCACGUCGUGGGCACCAGCCAGGACGAGGAUGUCUUUGUGCUUGCCAUCCCUGAACAGCCCACCUACUCCAUUGGCGCUGGCUUCACCGAACCAAAAGACUACUUGAUCAUCACUGUGUCGACCGGAACGGAGCCCACCAACAAGCUGUGGUACAUGAAAGUCAGCGACCUGCCAGUCAGCGCCAAAACAGGCGCGCUGGACCUGUCAGCCUACGACAGGCGCAAGCAUGAUGCAAAGCCGCUGCCGCUUGUGAAGGUCAUCGACACCUUUGAGGCCUCCUAUGGCAUCGUCGCCAAUGAUGGCCCCAUCUGGACCCUCACCACCGACCACGAUGCACCCCGCAACAAGUUGGUGCGCAUGAAUGUGACAGAGGGAAUCUCGCCAGACACCUGGCAGGAGAUCCUGCCAGAGCAUGAGAAGGACCUGAUGAGUGGCGCCAGCGCCCUCAAGGGGGAUGCUAUGGUGGUGACCUACAUGCGCGACGUGGCCACCAUUCUGCAGCUGAGGUCGCUGGCGACCGGCAAGCUCAUCCGCGAGCUGCCCAUGCCCGGCUACGGCAGCAUCAAGGAGAUGUGCGGCCGCCGCAGCCUCAGCGAGUUCUACUACUCCUACCAGUCCAUGACUGACCCUGGCUCUACCUUCUUGUACGACACAGCAACUCCUGAGGUGGACCCAAAGCACAUCAGCAGCGUGCAGAUUCCCGGCGGCUACAAUGCGGACGGCCUGGAAACAACACAGGUGUUUGUGCCCAGCAAGGAUGGCAAGGUAAAGAUCCCGAUGUUCAUUGUUGCAAAGAAGAGCGUCACCCUGGAUGGGACAAACCCUACCUUCCUGUACGCCUACGGCGGCUAUGGGAUUGUGACAGAGCCCACAUUCAGUGUGAGCAGAUUGACAUACCUGCUGGCGUAUGGAGGAGUGUAUGCUAUUGCUGGCAUCAGGGGUGGAGGAGAGUAUGGCAACGAUUGGUGGGAGGAAGGACACUUGCUGCAGAAGCAAAACAGCUUUGAUGACUUUGCGUCUUGUGCUGAGUACCUGCAUGCUGCUGGAUACUCUUCACCGGGCAAGCUGACAAUCCAGGGUGGGUCAAAUGGUGGUCUGUUGAUGGGCGCUCAAAUUACACAGCGGCCUGAUCUGUACGGAGCAGUUAUUUCGCAAGUUGGCGUGUAUGAUAUGCUCCGAUACCAGCUGUUCACAAUUGGGCAUGCAUGGAUGACGGAGUAUGGAGACCCAGCCAACAAGACUGAUUUUGAGUACAUGUACAAAUACUCACCCUUGCACAAUGUGAGGGUCCCAGCGGGCAGCCACCAGUACCCUGCCAUUCUUCUGACCACAGCGGACCAUGACGACCGGGUGGUCCCUCUGCACAGCUACAAAUUCAUUGCCACCCUGCAGCACACCCUGGCAGGCUACCCAGGCUCGCCGCAGCGCAACCCCCUGCUCCUCAGGGUGGACAGCAAGGCAGGCCACGGAGGCGGCAAGCCCACUGGCAAGGUGAUAGAGGAGUACAGCGACUUGUACGGCUUUGCUGCCAAGGCAAUGAACGCCAAAUGGAUCCUGCAGAAGCCCCAAGGGACACUGCCCGUUGAGGUGGUUGGCUGACCUUCAGAUGACCGCUGAGAAUUAUCUUAGACUAGUAGGCUGCCCUGACACAUUGUCAGUUCUGAUUUCUGACAAGGUCUUUCUGCAUCAACGCUUGAGGGUGCGUUUUGUGCUUCUUACUGUGUACAAUUCAAAUGUGCAAUACUGUGAGCCCGAGGUGAAGGCUUGCAGUAAUCGCUGGCAUGCCAGUCACAUGACCAACAUGCAUGCCAACUGAAAUUAUGGAACGAAUGCACAAAGGAGCGUGAUGUGAGUGUAGGCUAGCUAUCAGGGGUACUUUCUGACCUGGAAUUCCAAAGAACCGAACCUUUUUUCAGAAUGAAAAUGCUUGAAUGUCAAACAUGCGCUGAACCCUAUAUAAAUCUGUACAGGUUUUUGACUGCAGCUUGUUUGCAGACCAUGCCUGUUGGCAGGAAAUGCUUGUAAUAAUGAUAAUGUUAACA